AUGAGAAAAAGCGACAUGCAGGGGCUAUGGGCAAUCCGUCGUCGUUUCACGACUUCCAAAUCUCUCAUCCUCUUCAUAUCAUUCCUUGCCAUCAGCGUCUACUUCUCCAUGAGCUUGCUCUGCAGCCCCACUGGAAGAAGAAGACCUCAGGGACCAGCGAUAGCCACCGUAAAAUUCGACACGUACCCUCAUAGAACUGAAGCUCCACUGAACUACACCGUGUACGGCUGCACAGGAACAUGCUCCACCCUCUACGACGAAAAAGAGGAAGAUCACGAGCAGCCACCGGGCGCCACGUGUCCGGAGUACUUCCGAUGGAUCCACGAGGACUUGAAGCCGUGGGCCCGGGAGGGCAUCACGAGGGAGUCGCUGGAGAGAGCCCGCAUGGGGGCCUACUUUAGGCUGGUAAUAGUCAACGGGAAGGCUUACGUGGAGAAGUACCGCGACUCGUACCAGACGAGGGACGUUAUUUCGCUGUGGGGAUUCCUACAGUUGUUACGGAAAUAUCCAGGAAAGGUGCCUGAUCUGGAGCUGAUGUUUGAUUGUGCUGAUUGGCCCGAGUUUGAUGAAAAUGGGGUUGAUGCGGCCAACGGUACUGAUCAAUUACCAUUGUUGUUCCCUAAACUAGUUUUGUUCCGAUACUGUGGGAGUGACGACACAAACUACAUUACCUUCCCUGAUUGGACCUUCUGGGGUUGGCCAGAGCUCAAUAUAAAGCCAUGGGAUGAUUUGUUGAAGGAUAUAAAAGAAGGGAACAAAAGAAGCAGAUGGAUUGACAGGGAACCUUAUGCUUAUUGGAGGGGAAAUCCAUUUGUUCAUGAAGUAAGACACCAACUCAUGAGGUGUAAUAUCUCCUACAAGCAGAAACAUGACUGGAGUAUUCUUCUUUAUCCCCUGAAUUGGACUGAAGAAUUGGGAUCGGAGUUCAAAGCAACGAAUGUGGCGAACCAAUGUCACCAUAGGUAUAAGAUCUACAUUGAAGGACGGGCUUGGUCUGUGAGUGGAAAAUACAUUUUUGUCUGUGAUUCUCCUACCUUAUAUGUGAAAUCCAGAUACUAUGAUUUCUUCACUAGAAGUAUGAUGCCAAUGCAACACUUCUGGCCCAUAAAGGACGAUGACCAAUGCAAAUCCAUCAAGUUUGCCGUUGAGUGGGGAAACAUCCACAAGCAAAAGGCACAAGAAAUUGGAAAAGCAGCAAGUGAAUUCAUGCAAGAGAAGGUGAAAAUGGAGUAUGUAUAUGACUACAUGUUUCAUCUUUUGAAUGAAUACGCCAAGCUCUUGAAAUUCAAGCCUACCAUUCCUCAAGACGCUGUCGAAGUCUGUUCGGAGACGUUGGCUUGCUCACAAGAAGGGCUGCACAGAAAGUUCAUGGAGGAGUCCUUGGUGAAAAGUCCUCGUAGGCGCCCGUGCGCUAUGCCUCCUCCGUACGACCCUCCAUCACUCAAUGCCAUUCUUCGAAGAAAAUCAAACUCAUUUAAGCAAGUGGGGGUGUGGGAGAAAAGCUACUGGAAUAAACAACCUAAGCACAAAUAG
This is a messenger RNA of Morus notabilis, 1533 nucleotides long. Its product is annotated as O-glucosyltransferase rumi homolog. The transcript has 6 exons. The record is from RefSeq and is a predicted model, not a curated record. Lineage: Eukaryota; Viridiplantae; Streptophyta; Magnoliopsida; Rosales; Moraceae. Bases 1 to 1533 code for a protein of 510 amino acids.